AUGGCAGCCAAUAAUCAGGAGGAGAAAGAUGGAGAUCUUAAUGUUUUGGACUAUAUUUUAACUGAAGAACAUGAACAGGAUAACAACUUAUGUAAUCCUGAAAUGGAACAAGAUCAAAAUGUAGAAAAUGAUUCAAAAAGAAAAUGUGACCAAAUAGAAACUACUCAAAGCAAGAGUCAAAAAUCUGCUGGACAUUCAAGACAAUUGACUCUAAAACCACUUCGCAUAACUAUUAGCGAUAACAAAAGAAUAAUUAGAACAAAUACAAAUGAAAAUUGCCAGAGGUCUGAAAGAGCUGAAGGAAAAAGCCAUUUAUCUGGAGAGCUAUAUAAAAGUCAACCUGAAAAGACUUCAGUCAGAAAAAGGGAUCUACAAAGAAGGACUGAAUCUUCCACACCAGAUGAUUCCCAGAGAAUUAGGCAGGAUGUUGAUAGGUGGCACAGCAGAUCGAGGCUUUCUUCUAAAGAAGUAGGCUCUGAAGAAUAUGACUAUGAGACUGGCAGCAGUGACUCUUCCAAAGAGCACGAAAAUUGCAGAAAGAAUGAGAAAGAAGGAAUGGAAGAAGAGGAAGAGUGGGAUGAUGAAACAAAAGAUGAAACCAAUAGAGGAGAGAAGGAUAAACAAGACAAGAGAAACCAAAAAGAGAGAAAUAACUAUGAUACUCGAAGUGAAGCCAAUGACUCUUAUUCGGAGACUGUAUCUUUCACAGAAGGGUCAGUUAGAUCUGGUCCUAGCACAGAUGGAUCAGAUGAGAAAAAGGAAGGAAGGAAGAGAGCCAGGGGCAUAGCUUCAAUUGUUUUUCAUAGAAGUACAAGUUUUGUAUCAGCAUCAGAAAGGAAGCACAACAAAUCAGCAUCUUCUUUUCAUGCUGAUCAAACAAGGAGACUUAAAUAUAUUCUUCGGGAUGCAAGAUUCUUUCUUAUAAAGAGUAACAACUAUGAAAACAUCUCUCUUGCUAAAGCCAGGGGUAUAUGGUCAACACUUCCAACAAAUGAAAGAAAAUUGAAUGCUGCAUUCAGAUCUGCAAGAAAUGUGAUUUUAAUAUUUUCUGUGAGAGAAAGUAGAAAAUUUGAUGGCUUUGCAAGACUCUCUUCAGAGUCCCACCAUGGAGGAUCUCCUAUACAUUGGGUUCUGCCUGAAAGUAUGAAUCCUAAAAUGCUUGGAGGUGUCUUUAAAAUUGACUGGAUUUGCAGACAUGAAUUGCCCUUCACCAAAUCUGCUCACCUUACCAAUUCUUUGAAUGAAUAUAAGCCAGUUAAAAUUGGAUGUGAUGGACAAGAAAUUGACUUUGAAUGUGGAACCCAGCUUUGUCUUCUAUUUUGCCCUGAUGAAAGUGUUGACUUGUAUCAGGUCAUUCAUAAAAUGCAUCACAAGAGAAGAAUGCAUUCACAGUUUCAUUCAAGAGGACGUCCAUCCCAUCAAGAAUCAGGCCAGUAUGUGAGAAGGCAUCAGUCAGAAGAUUAUGAUAUUCACAACAGCAGAAAGAAACCAAGGAUUGACUACACCCCUGGGUUUCAUCAGAGACCAGGGCAUAUAAAGGAUCCACCGUAUCAAGAAGCUUACAGAAGAUUUUCAGGAGUUCCCAGAGAUGUUUUCUUAAACAGGUCCAAUAAUGAUUAUUUGGGAACAUUUUAUGAUAGGAGAUCACCAUCACCAAGGCAGGGAAUGUCCCCUUAUCUAGAAAUAGAACAGUCUUCAUAUCAUCCUUACUAUCAGGAUCAUGCUCCUCCUUUUCAAGACUCUUAUUCAGGACGUCAACCAAUACCACGUGAAGCAAGACACAGAGAUAAACAAGUAUGUGAUUAUAUGUGGGGACAUGACUUCCUUCAUAAAACACAAGCUAUUGUUAGUGGUCGAAGAAGUAGAUCCUGCAAAAGAGAUGGAGAUAGAAAAUGUGAGUAUUCCAGAUAUAUCAGAAGAAAUAGAGAGAAGGAUCAAUGGAAGGAGAGGAGA
Monodelphis domestica (gray short-tailed opossum) is the source of this 1953-nucleotide messenger RNA. NCBI's taxonomy places the organism in Eukaryota, Metazoa, Chordata, Mammalia, Didelphimorphia, Didelphidae. The record is from RefSeq and is a predicted model, not a curated record.